Messenger RNA from Contarinia nasturtii (swede midge), 1468 nucleotides. Its product is annotated as prostatic acid phosphatase-like. Gene Ontology annotation, molecular function: phosphatase activity. The record is from RefSeq and is a predicted model, not a curated record. Lineage: Eukaryota; Metazoa; Arthropoda; Insecta; Diptera; Cecidomyiidae. Gene Ontology annotation, biological process: dephosphorylation. The transcript has 5 exons. Bases 57 to 1349 code for a protein of 430 amino acids.
CAGUUAAUCACAAGUUGAACAAAUCGUUGUUUAUAUUCGAAAAAAUUGUCAGAAUAAUGAAGUCUCUUUUGAAUAAUAUAAUUCGAAUUUUGUUAACGAUCCAAUGUUGGUAUUGCCCAAGUGUAUUUGCUUUGGAUAAAUUUGAAACUAGUGAUUAUUAUGGGAACGAACCAAUAUUUGCUCAUGUUAUAUUUCGUCAUGGCGAAAGAAAUAUAGAACGAUCGUAUCCCAAUGAUCCAUAUAUUAAUGAGACUCAUUGGACUGGUGGAUUUGGAGCACUCACAAAUAAUGGUAAAACAGAAGUAUACAAAUUGGGUAAAUAUUUGCGGCAACGAUAUAACAAAUUGGUCGGAGAGAAAUACUCAAAAAAUGCGGUUUACAUUCAUAGUACCGAUUUUGAUCGAACGUUAAUGAGUGCUCAGGUUCUGGCCGCUUCUUUAUUUCCACCAGUUGGCAACGAAAUUUGGAGUGCGGACAUUAAAUGGCAACCAAUACCAGUGCACAGUCAACCAUUAAACCAAGAACUUCUUAUGCCACAUAGUAUUCCGUGUGCACGUUUUCGGUACUUAUUUGGAACGUACAUAAAUUCACCGGAAUACAAAGCAGUUUUUCAAAAGCAUCGUUCGUUAAUUCAAUAUUGGGAAGAAAAAUCCGGAAAAUCACUCAAAGUUUAUAGUGAUUUUCUACAUUUAUACGAUACACUGUAUAUUGAACAUCAAAAAGGAUUACAUCUUCCAAAAUGGGCUUCCGAUGCGCUUCACACAAAUAAUACGUUGAAAUAUCUGGCACUUUUUGAAAUGAUGGCACUCACACAUUCAACGGAACUUAAGAAGUUAGAAGCUGGUUUUUUUAUCAAAGAAAUUUUGGAUCGUUUUACAAAUAAAUCAUUGGAAACUCUCAAACCUGAUCGGUCUUUAUGGUUAUAUGCGGCGCAUGACGUAUCUAUGAUAAACAUUUUAAUCGCUUUAAACUUAUAUGAUUCAUUCACACCGCUGUUUCGACCAUUUUAUGCAUCGAGCUUACAUUUUGAACUGUAUCAAAAUGCUGGCAAUUUUUCUAUUCAAAUGUUUUUUCGACAAACAAAUAAAAAAGCGAUUGUUCCGUUGAAAAUUCCAAAUUGUGGUACACCAUGUUCAUUGAACACAUUCUACAAAUUGUACAGAGAUAUUUUACCAACGAAAUUUGAAGAUUAUAAUUUGGCAUGUAAACAUCCCCAAAAGGAAAACAAUCAAUUAACUUCUUUUAUGUAUUUGUCAACAUCUGGGGGACAGACACCAAUAAAUGCUACUUUUUCUCACAUUUUUUGUAUAGUUUUGAUAAUACGAUUCUAUUUUACAAAUUGCAAAUAACCUGUAAUUAAAAAUUCUAAUUUUUCAUUGAAAGAAAAUAAAGUUUGCUAAUGGUGUCUCUCCUCUAGAUCAUCAUUGAAAUAAUUUCAAACGAAUGAAAUAAAUAAUCGUGGAUUUUA